Molecule: messenger RNA, 5133 nt
Organism: Anguilla rostrata (American eel)
Lineage: Eukaryota; Metazoa; Chordata; Actinopteri; Anguilliformes; Anguillidae
Product: transducin-like enhancer protein 1
Exons: 19
Coding region: 1352-3724 (790 amino acids)
Biological process (GO): regulation of DNA-templated transcription; negative regulation of canonical Wnt signaling pathway
Cellular component (GO): transcription regulator complex; nucleus
Molecular function (GO): protein binding; transcription corepressor activity
Source: RefSeq, a predicted model, not a curated record
CUGCUUGAUUGACAUGCGGAGUACUCCAGAACCGAACGCCGGCCAAUCAGAAGACAGAGACCUCACCCCCACGUGGGACUCAGAGCGCUCAUUGGUCAGUGCGUCUUGCACUGGAUUACAGCCGAGUCGAACCCCACGUGGAGAGUUCAGUCAUUCAUUGAUCAAUUCCAUGCAGCAACCCCCCCCCUUCCCCCCAUCGGCAAAUUUACUGGUACAUCAAACUGGGAAUUCUUAAGAGGGAGUUGUCUGAGAAGACAAGACGUGCAAUUGCCAAUACACACGAAGAUCCACACUCGCAGAACUAGAUGCCAGGAAAAUAAUUUUAAAAAUAAAUAAUUUUUGCAAUUCCGUUCAUCUUAAAUACACAGUGGGACAUUUAUCAUAAAUGCAUUUAAAAGAUACUUCUGCCUCCAAUGUGGAACUCUGAAUUGCUUUUUCCCCCUUUCACUAAAUAUAAUAUCAUACCUAAUCAUUCAACUAGAAAUUAAACGAAAAGGCUAUCCACUGAUUUUAAAAUGAUCAUAAACUAGGUCAGAACAACUAACAAGCAACAGGGCAAGAACUGAACCGGACUGUUUUUACCAUUUGGGUUUUUUUUUCAACGUGGAUGCCAUCUCUAAAGAACUGAACAAAACAACGCCUCGCAAGAUAGGAAGAGAGCGUUGAAAGGGAAGAACGAAAGAUCAGCAGCCAGCUAGCUAGCCUCCGUCGGAUCAUUAACGAAAGCAGCGUCUCAGAUGAAAAACUAGCCAGUCCAUUCUGUCCGACUGAAAACCUGGGGAGUUGGGCUCGGGCAAUAGCGGAGGCAGGCGGACAGAUAGUUUUCUGAAGAGCAGGACGACGGCCGCGAGACAAAGGGGGUUUGCGGUUUGCUGCUGCGGCUGCAUCGAAUCUCCCCAGGCCGGUCCUUCCUGAGCUCGUGGUCGCUGCUACACCUUCAGCCUCUGGCGGAAUUGGUACGCAGAAAGCAGCGCGUGGAGUAGGAAAACACCGAGUGUUUUUUUCUUUCCCCCCCUGAAAGCCAAGAGAUCGGGAGAGAUCUCAUACCACAGGGGUGUCGCGCGAAGAAAACACCAAAGAUUUUGGACUGAGGGCGAAACUGCUGGAUGUUUUUUUUUUAGCCUCGGUCUAUAUGUAUAUUUUUCUUUUUUCUUUGUGUCGAAAAUAACGCGGAACAAAGGGAGACUCGUGAACGGAAUGCGCGAGCGGAGAACAAGCUUGCCGUUGCCUGCGAAAGAAGGCCCCGUGCGUGUCUGAAACCAGCAAGAAGAGUCGGCCCCCAGGACUUGUUUGUUACAAACAAAUUUAAAAGCAGAAUAAAAAAAAAAAUAAAAUCUUUCAGGUAGUCAAGAUGUUCCCUCAGAAUCGACAAACGGCACCUCUGCAGCCACCCCCGGGGUCCUCGGUGUCAGCGGCCGCCGCAGCAGCAGCAGCGGCAGCGGCAGCUUCUGGAGCCCCACAGGCUUUGAAACUCACCUACCCCGAGACCCUGGACCGCAUCAAGGAGGAGUUCCAGUUUCUACAGACACAGUACCACAGUUUGAAGCUGGAGUGUGAGAAGCUGGCUACAGAGAAGACUGAGAUUCAGAGACACUAUGUGAUGUACUAUGAGAUGUCGUACGGCCUGAACAUAGAAAUGCACAAACAGACGGAAAUCGCAAAGAGGCUGAACGUGAUCUGUGCCCAACUCAUCCCCUUCCUGUCACAGGAGCACCAGCAGCAGGUGGUCCAGGCCAUGGAACGCGCCAAGCAGGUGACUAUGGGGGAGUUGAAUGCGGCGAUAGGGGUACGUGGACUCCCCCUUCUGCCUCCCACACAGCAGCUGCAGGCUCAGCACCUAUCCCAGCAUGCAGCGCAGGGCCUGCCCAUGGGGGCCCACCCCUCCAGCCUGCAGCACCCGGGCCUGGCUCUGGGGGCCGGCUCCGGCCUGCUGGCCCUCCCCGGAGCCCUGGGGGCCCAGCUGGCCGCCAAGGAGGAGCGCGCUCACCUGGAGGCCAUUGCCGAGCAACACAGAGACCGUGAGGCGGGACCUAGCUCCCUGUCCAAUGGAGAUAAGGGUCGGGGCUCUGAGUACCUGAGCAACGGGAAGAGGAGGAAGCCGGAGGAGAAGGAGUUCAUGACCGACUACGGCAGCGACGCUGACAAGAGCGAUGACAACCUGGUCGUGGAUGAGGACCCCUCGUCCCCCCGCAGCGUGCAGUCCUACUCGUCCCGGGAGAACGGGCUGGAGAAACUCCCCGCCUCCCGAAAGGAGGCCCCGCCCCAGGCCAGCCCCGCCUCCCUGGCCUCCUCCAGCAGCGCCGCCUCCCCAUCCCGCAGCAAGGAGGUGCCCUCGAGGGACAAGUCCAGCACCCCCGUGAUGAAGCCGGGCACCCCAAUGCCUCCGGAGUCUUCCACCCCGGGGCCCAGCGCGCCCCCCCAUUUCCGCCCCGUCCCGGGGAAGCCCGGCAUCGACCCCCUCGCUCUGGGUCUGCGGAACUCCCUGGCGGUGCAGGGUGCCUACCCGGCCGGAGCGUUUGGGCUGCCCCCGGGGGUGAACGGGGAGCUGGGCGGGGCAGCCGCCGUGUACGGGGCGGGGCUGCACCUGGUCUCCCCCGAGAUGAACGGGGUGGCGGUGGCGGCUGCAGCGGCGGCUGCUGCGGGAUACGGGCGCCCCCCGAUGGUGAGUUAUGAGUCUCCACACUCCCGUAUGAGAGUUCCAGGCCUCCCUCCCAGCAUGCAACAGGCUGCCUCAGGAAAACCUGCGUACUCGUUCCACGUGAGCGCGGACGGGCAGAUGCAGCCGGUGCCCUUCCCUCCGGACGCUCUGAUUGGCCCGGGCAUCCCGCGCCACGCCCGGCAGAUCCACAGCCUGAGCCACGGGGAGGUGGUGUGCGCCGUCACCAUCAGCGCCUCCACCCGCCACGUCUACACCGGCGGCAAGGGCUGCGUGAAGGUGUGGGACAUCAGCCAGCCCGGCAGCAAGACCCCCAUGGCCCAGCUGGACUGCCUGAACCGAGACAACUACAUCCGCUCCUGUAAGCUCCUCCCAGACGGGCGCACUCUGAUCGUCGGGGGCGAGGCCAGCACGCUGUCGAUCUGGGACCUGGCCACGCCCACCCCGCGCAUCAAGGCGGAGCUGACGUCCUCGGCCCCCGCCUGCUACGCCCUGGCCAUCAGCCCCGACAACAAGGUCUGCUUCUCCUGCUGCAGCGACGGCAACAUCGUGGUGUGGGACCUGCACAACCAGACGCUCGUCAGGCAGUUCCAGGGCCACACGGACGGGGCCAGCUGCAUCGACAUCUCCAGCGACGGGACCAAGCUGUGGACGGGGGGGCUGGACAACACGGUGCGCUGCUGGGACCUGCGGGAGGGGCGGCAGCUGCAGCAGCACGACUUCACCUCCCAGAUCUUCUCUCUGGGGUACUGUCCCACAGGGGAGUGGCUGGCCGUGGGGAUGGAGAGCAGCAACGUGGAGGUGCUGCACGUCUCCAAACCCGACAAGUACCAGCUGCACCUCCAUGAGAGCUGCGUGCUCUCCCUCAAGUUCGCCUACUGCGGUGAGCCCAGCUCAGCCAAGCUUUCACCCAUCUGCUGCCUGCUAGACAUCUGGGCCACCCCUCUCCCCUCUCCGCAGUCCAAGGAGUCGUCCUCGGUGCUCAGCUGUGACAUCUCCCCGGACGACCAGUUCAUUGUCACAGGCUCGGGCGACAAGAAGGCCACCGUUUACGAGGUCAUCUACUGAGGAUGCUCACCGAUUGGAUAACGUCCCGGCGAGGUCAUUGGUUUCCGUGCACCAAAGAACAGAGAAGGGGGCGUGGCUUGGCGAGACCUAUGGAAGGAGAGCUGUAUAUUCUUUUUUUUUUUUUUUUUGAGGGGUACUACUACUUUUAAAAUUUGUGAACAGGACGGGCGCUGAGGCUGACUACAGAUUUCUCCAAAGACUUUGAACCUUGUUUUGUUUUUGUCUUUUUUUUUUUAAAGAAAUCAAACCUCUACUGAGCCUUUGGGGUCUUCAUAAGCAGCAAGGUCUGGUAUGUGUUCUUCGGGGCGGGGGGCGGGGGCGUUAGGAGUGGGAUAUCGGUCUAAGACUUGUCCCAGCUGUGUAUGCGCGUGUGUGUGUAUGCGCGUGCGCGUGUGUGUAUGUGCGUGCGCGCGUGUGCGUGUGUAUCAGUUUGUUGCACCAAGCGAGGUUCAAACGUCUUUUCGGCGUUUCCUGUUCGUAGUCAUGGUUACAGCCGUGUACCGUUCAGCGCUGCCUUGGUCAGACACGGCUGUUCAGGGGUCAGGGACACGUUUCUGCACACGGCUAUCGUUUCGUCGUUUUUUUAAAUUUUAUUUUAUUUUAUUUUAUUUUUCCAUGUCAGGGCACAUAGGCAGGCGUCUCCACGGCAGCGGGCUGGGGGGGUCUGUGUAGCGUUACUCGCGUUCUGUGCUCUCUCUCUCUAAGCGGAAGGUCCUCUCGAUCGCCCCGGAUCCCCUUUGUGACACUCGAUUGGGUGACUCGUGCUCAGCUUUCUGGCUCUCCCGCCCUUGUUGAAUUUCGACGAGGUUAAAAGCCGCGUGGCGAUUGCUCUCGUGGCAACUGCGAGCCGAGAUGGGACGACCUUUGAGGGGGGGGGGGGGGGACAUACAGGCUAUAUGUAAGUAUGUACAUUUUCUUUUUCUUUCUUUGAUUUUGGGUUUGCACUACAGACUUUGUCCACCAGAGGGCAUGCUCCCAUCCCCAGCUUUUAAGAUGGGUGCCGCUGCUCCUUUUUUUUUUUUUUUUUUUUUUUUUUUUUUUUAAACGUGGUCUGGGAGCAGCCCAGGUGAGCUCACCUUUGAAUGGAGGAUUAUGAGAGUCCAGGACUGUGGAACUUUGUGUCAGUCGGAGUCCUCUUCUGACUGUUCUGGGAUCAGCUCUAACGGGACGUCCGGUUGGCUUUGAGAGAGAGGACUCUGUGGGACUGAGGGUCAGGCCAGUCCUCUUCUGACUGUUCUGGGAUCACCUCUUAAGAAGAUAUGAGGCAGGUGUGUGACCCCACAAAACAGGACCCCAGGCCCUGCUCAAAAACUGUCCAAUCAGAUGUCCCAUAUUCGUCUGGGAGGGUGUGUGGGGUAAACGGUACAUGUACGUGAUUAAAUGAGACCAAUAAACUAUUUUGUAUGUUU